CAAUAUCUGGAUCAAAAUUUAGAUAGGUAUAUGUACUGUGAUGGCUUGAUUCAGCAGCAAUAGCUUGUUCGACAGUUGAUAGCCCAGGAGUUCAAAAUGAAGACAUUCCUCUUGUUGCUCCUGACUGUUUCAUUCUAUAUUGCCCAAUCAGAAUCUUUGAGGAAACGGGGAUACACAGAUGUACAGUCCUUCAAAAGAGAGUUACUUUUUAUAAGGUUGAUUGGACUAGAGCGGAGGCUUGAAAAAGCCUUAAGUUACUACAACCAUGAAGACGGAAUGUGCAAAGAAGACUACGACACGGACAUCCUGGAUAAAGCAUUACUGGCAUCGAAGGACUCCUUGCUGAAAUGUGCCGAGUCUUGCACAGGGAAUCCUGAAUGUUCCGCGUUUGUAUACUCCUUCACGCUACCUCAAGACUAUUGCUUCAAUAUGAAGUCGCUGGGAUGCACCCAGGGGAAAACUUCUAAAAAACUGACAAGUACUUCACUGUAUAGGAAGAUUCCGCAAGGAAAUGGGAAACAAGUGAUGCUGUUACAAAAACAAAAUAACUGAGAACAGAAAGCCAAGAAAUACUUUUCAUAUGUGCAUAAAAUGU
Molecule: messenger RNA, 595 nt
Organism: Owenia fusiformis
Lineage: Eukaryota; Metazoa; Annelida; Polychaeta; Sabellida; Oweniidae
Source: the annotation of a GenBank genome assembly